CUGAUCACGGAGCAGGCGUCUUUCACUCUGCCCCGGAACGCAGAGAUCGAGGGCAAAUGUGGGCUCACAGAGUCUGAGAUCCACAUCUCCUGGAAGAACAGCGCCUACAUCCUCCGCAUUUACUUCUCCAAGGAGUUCCGUGAUAAGGGUAUCGAGGUGUGGAAGAUCAGCAGAAUCCAGUUCGUCUACGACACCUCGGAGACCUCGCAUUUUAUUAACGCCUACAACCCUGGGAAACACACAGCGAGCACCCACCGCCUGUCCGCCCUGGUGACCCCCGCGGGCCGCUCCUACUUGUGCACAGCUCAGCAGACCAUCACCCUCAUCUCCAGCGACCACCAGAAGGGCGUCACAUUCUCCAUGUACGACAUCCAGAUCCAGCCCUUCGACAUCGCCUCCGACUUCAUGUUCAGCGCCCCCUAUAAGUGCAUCACCGACCAGCGGGAGCACCUGGAGGAGAUCCUCCCCCUCAUCCUGGGCCUCCUUCUGGGCCUAAUAAUCGUCAUCAUCCUCACCAUCUACCACUUCCACCUCAAGCUGACAGCCAAUCAGCCGCAGCUCCCCAGAGACCGCUCCAUGUACAAGAACAUGUAGUCAGCUUCUCUCUCCACAGCAGUCCUGAUGACAGACUCGUCUCCUCGGUGUCCCCGCACUGAGGACCACGUCCUCGCGCUGGACUGAGUCCCUGAUUGACAAACGUGAACGGCCCACACUGCACUGCCCACUGGAGCUUCUGAAUAGUUAAAACACGAGUUAGUGGGACUAUAUGGGACCUGAGGGGGGGUAAAGAUGGAGAGUAAUUAACUCGUACCUGGAUUAAAUCUCAACGCCAUAUUAAAGUGUUUCAAGUUUUCAUAUGGAGAACAAAUCUCUGAAAAUCCUGCAUUUCUAUGAUCAUUUCCUCUCUUAAACUGCAGCUAAAUUAUUCUAUUAUGGUUUGUUGUUUCUGCACUUUGCUCAUUUUGAAAUACUUUUGUUCAGGUCCUUGUUUUCACACCCUCUGAAUGCAGUCACAGUGUCGUAGUGUUCAGUGUAGUUUUUGCCUCGACAUCAGACUUUUCUCUACAGAUGUAAGGAACAAAUCAAAAGAAAGAAAAAACAAAAACAUUCAAAUGAUCUGCUCAAGCAAAAGGAAUUUGUCAAAUAAAAAAAGAUGAUAAAAACAGAGGUUUUAAAAGAUGUGUAAAAUAUUUUUGAAGUUACAAGUCUAUGCAUAAAUCUCUGCUGAUGCAACUGUGUGAAGUUGUUUGUUCUGUUUGAAAUAAAUGGAUGGAUUCACCUUCGUCACACCA
Messenger RNA from Austrofundulus limnaeus, 1292 nucleotides. RefSeq names its product lysosomal associated membrane protein family member 5 (gene lamp5). The record is from RefSeq and is a predicted model, not a curated record. Gene Ontology annotation, biological process: establishment of protein localization to organelle. Gene Ontology annotation, cellular component: lysosomal membrane; late endosome membrane; plasma membrane. NCBI's taxonomy places the organism in Eukaryota, Metazoa, Chordata, Actinopteri, Cyprinodontiformes, Rivulidae.